Cooperia oncophora is the source of this 252-nucleotide messenger RNA. The record is from the annotation of a GenBank genome assembly. NCBI's taxonomy places the organism in Eukaryota, Metazoa, Nematoda, Chromadorea, Rhabditida, Trichostrongylidae.
AUGGACGCUAUGGUGACGAAUGUCGGUUCAUUUGCGACUGCGCAACUACAAAUGAGACCGCCUUAUACAAUCCAUUUGUGGCACGGUGUGAUCACAUUACGGGAGACUGUCGUUGUCCCCCUGGUUGGACGGGACCGGACUGUGCUACACCAUGUCCUCCUGGACGAUGGGGAUCCGGCUGUAGCAGUGAAUGUGAGUGCUCGAAUGGUGCUACAUGCGAUCGUCUCACUGGAUUUUGUGACUGCCCUGCUG